Acaromyces ingoldii is the source of this 339-nucleotide messenger RNA. Its product is annotated as kinase-like protein. The transcript is spliced from 2 exons. NCBI's taxonomy places the organism in Eukaryota, Fungi, Basidiomycota, Exobasidiomycetes, Exobasidiales, Cryptobasidiaceae. Gene Ontology annotation, biological process: protein phosphorylation. The record is from RefSeq and is a predicted model, not a curated record. Bases 1 to 339 code for a protein of 112 amino acids. Gene Ontology annotation, molecular function: protein kinase activity; ATP binding.
AUGAAAAUUGGCACCAGCAUGAACAUGGGCACCUUGCAAGCGAGACCUCUCUACCUCGGUCGUCGCCUGCUGGGCGAAGGAGGUUUCGGCAAAGUCUACGAAGUAGAGCGAGCUUCGGACAAGAAGCUUUUCGCUCUGAAGAUCGUCACGGUCAGCACCAACGCCGAGCAACGAAAGCUUGCUGCUCAAGAAGCAGCACUACACUCGAAAUUGGCGCACCGCAACGUCAUCGCUUUACUCGAGCAUUGGGAAUUCGAACGUUCAUUGCAUCUUCUUAUGGACCUGGGGACUUAUGGGGACCUAGAAAUGUUUUUGGCUCAGAGAAACAAGACCACGUAA